GAGUGAUGUGUAAAUAGAGGAAUAUAACGCUGUACAUGUUCUGGAGCGGCAUUACCAACCCCAGGGCCACAGGGAUUGUGUUCCGUCAGUCAUCAUAAAGUAGAACCCCAUGUUGCAACAGGCUCUAUCUAGGGAGUAAACAUGGAGCUUCAAACAUGGAUUCCUGUUGCAAUGACGCUUGGUGUGUUGAUACAGGAGGUGUCUGGACUCAAGUACAUGAUCAAUGCGAGUGUGAUGGGGUACCCUGACUCAGAGGACGCCGAUAUGUACAGAGAGAUCGCUGACAUGCUACUUGACGGGGAUGACUUCUGCGCCAUCAACUUCAAGAAGCUGUCGUACGACACCACCAACGGCAGCACGAUCUACAACAGUCUGACAGCAGCCAGAAGGAAUUCUGACAACCAAUUCACAACCGUCACAAUUGGCCCUUAUAUAGACAUGUUUACCUCAAAGUACGUCAUCAUAAAUCAACGUCACAUACUGACGUCAUCAGUCGGUCAGAGAGCGAAAGAUUCUGACAGCGUUGUUUCGAUACUUCCGGAACAACAUAGUUUAUCCGUGGCUGUGGCGACCAUUGCGAAAAGGUUGAAAUGGAAUAACGUCGCCCUUCUGUCUCAAGAUGACUUUUCAACAGUGUUGACUUUGGGGAUCUACGGCAUUGAUGUGUCCCCGAUCCGGCUUCCCUCUCGGAUCAGGUCGGAUGAGGAUGCGGAGCUCGUGCACAACCUGAUGGGUCUCCGGGCUUCCCAGAAAGAACGCAUCAUCCUCCAUUCGGCCAAGCGAGACACCGUCACACAUGUCAUGAGAGCCGCCAAACGACUGCACCUUCUGCACCACUCAAUUGAAUGGCUGGUCGACUACCCGGAUUUUGAAGACAUUAUCAAUGACGAGAAGUCAUGGCCCGGCACCAUAUUUGGACUGCAACUACUACGGGAGAAGAAGGUCCCAGCAAAUGUGUCACAGGUCGCCAGGAGGAGGCGCAAGACGAGGCUUGAGAUGGGUCUGGCAGUGGAUGUCGUCGGUCUCCUACGCCAUGUCCUUCACACAAAGGACUGUAGCCAGCAACCUCCAGCUGAUGAUGUCAUGAUCGCAAGAGAAUUCAAUCAUACUUUGUCUAAGGUAUCGCCUUACCAAGGGGCACUGGGGCAGUACAUGUGGCACAACCGUGACCGCAGCAACUACUCCGUCGACAUCCUCUGCUACAGACAGAGCCUGAAAACGGUGGGUAAGUGCACCUUCAUGAAUGGCACGGCGAAGAUUCGGAUGAAGAACGUGACCGUACAUAACAGCGCUACUCGGGGCAGUCAGUGGGUGGAAAAGCUGAGAGUCGUGGCACGCUUACGCGAGCCCUUUGUGAUGAAGAACUUCGAGGGGAAGUACGAAGGUUUCAACGUCGACCUUCUGGAGAUGAUCUCGAGGAAGGUGAACUUCACCUAUGAGAUAUACGACGUCGAAGAAAGCGCCCACUUUAACAAGUCUGACGCUAUGGUUGUGGAGCUUCUCACGGGGAAUGCUUCCAUGGCUAUUGGGGACCUGGAGGUGACGGCGGAGACUGAGGAGGUGAUCGCCUUCUCCCACACAAUCCUCUCCACCACCGCCAGCAUCCUGUCCAGAAGGGCCACCAACUCCAAGACCUACUUUCUCUUCCUCGGACCCUUCUCCAUGGGCUUAUGGUUCAUGAUCCUGGGGUUUAUACUGGUAGCAGGGACUGCCCUGUACACCAUGAGCCGGUUCGACUACACCCAGGAGAACAGCGAGCAGAGGUUCGACCUCAAGGAGAGUCUGUGGUAUUCCGUUAAUGUCCUACUGCAGGGCACCACAGAGUAUUCCCCCCAGACGACGUCCAUGAGGACCAUCAUUGCCUUCUUCUGGUUCUGCGUCCUCAUCAUCGACGCCGCCUACACCGCCAAUCUGGCCGCCUACCUCACUCUACAACAGAUAGAUAACAGGAUCCGAACAGUGUACGACCUGGCCGGCCAGACGGAGUUGUUGUAUGGCGUGAGGAUGAACAGCAAUCUGAUGACCUUCUUCGAAAAUGCCAAGGAGGACCCGUAUGAGCGUAUGUGGGCAUUUAUGAAAGUGGAAGGUACGUUGUGGUCUGACACCAACAUGAUAAUUGAGUCGGUGAAGGAAGGGACAUACGUGUUCAUUGCUGAAAAAGUCGUCAACGACUACUACGCACUGCGGCAUUGCGAACUGGAGUCCAUUGAGCAGAACUUUGGUCAGAAGGAUUUCAGCCUGGGCUUCCCACGCGGGGCUCCUUACAAGGACGAUGUCAACAGAGCGCUGCUCUCUCUGAAGGAGGAAGGGAAACUAGAUACCCUCAUUAAAAGGUGGUGGACGUCCCGUACCAACUGUACGACAGACACGGACACACGGUCAGUCACCAACAAGGCCACUAAGGAGCUGGAGGUCACCCACAUGUACGGCGUCUUCAUGGUCCUCGGGGCCUUCGUCGUCCUCGCCGUCAUCGUGGAGGUCAUUGAGAGGAUUAACACAUGUGUCGAGGACAGGAAAAGAAAGAAGGAAAAAGACGUGAAGGAGGACCUCCAGAGGCCCACGACGUUGAGCGAGGGGUUCCUCCCGCAGGCUGUGGAGGCCGUCGCCGAUAUAGACAAGAAGGAAUAUUGAUUAAUUUUGAUGUAUUGGCUUUAAUAUAAUAUUUUAUGGAUAGUAGAUAGUAGUUUUUCACAAGUCUUCACAAGAGUCAUUUCUCGAUGUAGUCAAAUAUACUGAAAAGCAAAAGUUCCUGUGACAUUGAAU
This is a messenger RNA of Haliotis rufescens (red abalone), 2763 nucleotides long. Its product is annotated as glutamate receptor ionotropic, kainate 2-like. Gene Ontology annotation, biological process: synaptic transmission, glutamatergic; modulation of chemical synaptic transmission. Gene Ontology annotation, cellular component: plasma membrane; postsynaptic membrane. The transcript has 18 exons. The coding region runs from base 142 to 2631 and encodes 829 amino acids. Gene Ontology annotation, molecular function: transmitter-gated monoatomic ion channel activity involved in regulation of postsynaptic membrane potential; glutamate-gated receptor activity. The record is from RefSeq and is a predicted model, not a curated record. NCBI's taxonomy places the organism in Eukaryota, Metazoa, Mollusca, Gastropoda, Lepetellida, Haliotidae.